This is a messenger RNA of Parnassius mnemosyne (clouded apollo), 1446 nucleotides long. The record is from the annotation of a GenBank genome assembly. NCBI's taxonomy places the organism in Eukaryota, Metazoa, Arthropoda, Insecta, Lepidoptera, Papilionidae.
AUGUGGCUGUGGGAAUUGUGUUGCUUAUUUAUCGUGUUAAAAAAUUGUAAUGGAGUGAUUUAUCAUUUGAAUGAUUCGGAGUACGAACGCAUGCCACCGUUAUUCGGUCUGGAUCGUUACGACACAUGCCUGAACGAUGUUGAUGGAUUAUACUGUGUGGUAAAGCUGGACUUGCAUGUGGGACCGAACAACGAGCUUAUGAAAUUAAUUAAGGAGUAUUCAGCACACAAACCGAAACAUUAUAAUUACACAUAUCUCGAAAGAGGAGUGUGUGUAACAAGAACAUGUAGACAGUUUGCGGUGAAUAAAAAAUUAGAAAUAAAUGAGGACCUAAAUGAAAUCCUAGAAGUAUGCCUCAAUGAUUCCAUUCACAGAGAAUUUAAAAUAGAAGCAAAACUAUCGAAUAUAUACUACUGCGAUAAACAUAAUGAACAAAUAGACGUAGAUGUGAAUGAUUGGAUUGUAGCAGGAGUGUUCGUAAUGUUAAUAUUAUUAGUAGCUAUAGGUACAUUUUAUGAUGUAUUUUACUGUAGUACAGAUGCACAUGAGGAUACCAUGCAAGAAAAUAAGAUUUUGUUAAAUUUUUCACUGCGUAAAAAUUGGCAAGAAUUAGUAAAUUAUAAGAUGUUUGACCAAAGAUAUGAGAGACUAAAAGGAUUGAACGGCUUAAGAUCUAUUGCGACUACCCUUACAAUAAUAGCUCACGUCAUAUUUAUUAAUUCGAUGGGCUUUAUCGACUCGCCGCAUGACUUCGAAAAGACGUACGAGACGUUCCAUUUUCACCUAAUAUACAACGGGCUGAUGAUCGUGCAGAUUUUCUUCGUAAUGGCGGCGUUUCUGCAGGCGUACAACAUACAGAUACGGUCCGAGACAAAGCCACUUGAGUGGUCACAGCUUCCAAAGCUGUUUUUCACAAGAUGGUGCAGAUUGACCCCAGCCAACGCAGCGAUGAUCGCGUUCUCAGCCACCUGGCUUCGGCACAUGGGAUCUGGUCCGCUAUGGAAGCUUUACGUCACCAACUCCGUGGUGGCUGACUGCCGGAGCUAUUGGUGGUUACAUGUCCUCUACCUCAAUAACUAUUGUUCAGACGAUACACUAUGCGCCGCACAGACCUGGCACGUGGCAGCCGACACCCAACUCUUUGUGAUAGGAAUGUUUGUGUACUCGGCAACGGAGUCAAGUGGCAGGUGGUUGGCACUAACGCUGUUAUUGCUUGUGGGAAUGACAGCGCCGGCUCUGCACGUGUGGCUGCAGGACUUGGACGCGUUGGUUCUGAUGUCGCCUGAAUUUUACCGUAGAUGGUUCGACAGUACUUUUCACUACCUGCACGUCCUCGGUCACAACAAUCUGACGUGUUACGUCAUCGGCCUCGGUACUGGCACUCUUGUUUACCAUUGGCAGAAGAAAAAUGUGGAUUUAUAUAAAUAUAAGUUAAGUUUAUCAUAA